Zerene cesonia (dogface butterfly) is the source of this 648-nucleotide messenger RNA. RefSeq names its product 28S ribosomal protein S18a, mitochondrial (gene mRpS18A). NCBI's taxonomy places the organism in Eukaryota, Metazoa, Arthropoda, Insecta, Lepidoptera, Pieridae. Bases 61 to 603 code for a protein of 180 amino acids. The transcript is spliced from 3 exons. Gene Ontology annotation, molecular function: structural constituent of ribosome; small ribosomal subunit rRNA binding. Gene Ontology annotation, cellular component: mitochondrial small ribosomal subunit; ribosome. Gene Ontology annotation, biological process: mitochondrial translation. The record is from RefSeq and is a predicted model, not a curated record.
GUCAUAAGUCAUUAUGGUUGUACGAAGAAUAAUAUAAGUAGAAUUCAUGGAUAGAAUUAUAUGAAAAUGGCUUUUCUUACAAAAAGUACUUUUUCUUUAUUCAAAAAUGCUAUUACAUCAACAUCUGUACGGUCACUCUCCUUAACUCAAAAAUUAAACGUAAAAGAAUUGAGAGAAUAUAAAGAGGGAAAUAAAUUAGUCGUCGAAGGUGUAACAAUCCCUUCGCCGAGAUCAGAGUUGAUGAUAAAGGCAGAAAAUGUACCUGGCUUGACUUUACCUGAAACCGACAAACCGAUUUGUUACUUGUGUAAACUGGGGUUGGAUGUUAAACAUACGGAUGUUCUGAUAUUGAGCCAAUUCGUACGAUCAGACGGUUGCAUGCUACCACGUCGUAUCACUGGUCUGUGUCGGAGACAACAGUAUAAAGUUGGCAAAAUGGUGACAAUGGCACAAAAAGCUGGUCUUAUGAUAAACCUAACUCCAUCAUAUUGUAAGAAGGAUCCAAAGAAAAGAUAUGGAUACAAAAAGUUCAACACUUACUUUGAUGAGUCCACUAUUUUCAUGAAGAAAAUAUCAGAUCAAAAGGACAAGUUUAAGCGAUAAUUAUACAUUUAUAAUUCAGAUUUAGAUAAUAAAUAUUAGUUAAAC